AUGUCACGUGAGGCAUCGCUAUCACUUUCCGGGUCGUCUACCGGGUGUCUCAUACUGAAUCUUUCGGCUUUUCGAUGGUCGACAGAUGAAGAGUUCUUCGCUUUAGUGACGGAAUAUUUUACCCCCGACUAUAAUGGUCAGGAGCAAUAUGGCCGCCAAAAACAGCACUUCUCAACCCUGUGUAGCCCCUGGUUGGAGACCGUCCCUCUGCUUCUGGACACAAGCAGAAGUACAACCCUUCUGUCAGUGGCGCUCCGCACCUUAGGCUACUCAAUUAUAGCCAAGGGAAAUAGAGACCGUAGACGCAGUCAAUGGGACCUCUGUCGCGCCGAGUCAUACACGAAAGCUGUGCAUUCUUUGAGCAAUAAAAUCGCUGAAGAUGACGGUGGCUGCAAUGAAUCAGCUGCUGCUAUUAUGUGCUUAUGUCUAGCCGAGUGGUUAGUACCUACAUCCCGUGAGGGCUGGAUCGCUCAUAUCAGAGGGAUCGGCCGGAUGAUGGAAAUAUGUGGACCAGAGUCAUUUACUGGACCGAUCGCGCACCAGCUCUUUAUCGGCUUCCGGCCCCUAGUUAUACUAGAGGCGUGCAUCUCCCGUCAAGACACGUUCCUUUCUUCGGUUGAGUGGCAGACAAUACCUUUCGCAUUUCAUGAACCAUCGCCAUUCCAAACGCUAUUGACUCACGGUUCUAUCCUACCAUCUAUCUUACGAAGUGUCCAGACUACAGAUUCCCUCCCCCUCAACGAGAGGGGACCCCUGUGUGAAGGAGUCCUUGCGGAGUUGGUAAUUACUCUGCAGGAGCUUGACAAGUGGGAACGGUCUCUGCAAGCUACGAUAAAUGGCCCUCUGUGUUGGCCAAUAACGUCAUGUCCAUCCUCGCCAAGGUCUAGUAGCGCGGUAGCGGGGUCUCUGUGGUUCUACAGCCUCCCAGUCGCCACAGCAAUGACGCAUUUGUGGGCCUUUCGUGCAGUGUGCUUCAGUCAGAUAGCACACCUAUUGUCAUCAGAUCCGACGAGUUUCACAGACGCAAUGCGUACCUGCCUGAAACUAUCUGGAAUUGAGGAUUGCCACCAGAAAACAGUUGCCUUCCAUAGAAUGGUUUGCCAAAGCAUGCUCUAUUUCAAGCAGGGCACGUUGAGAUUUUACGGUGCAGCUUCUGUCACGCUGCCGCUCAGAGUGACACAGAUGGCCAUAUACUUGCUUAAUUCUCGAUGA
Molecule: messenger RNA, 1212 nt
Organism: Aspergillus eucalypticola CBS 122712
Lineage: Eukaryota; Fungi; Ascomycota; Eurotiomycetes; Eurotiales; Aspergillaceae
Exons: 3
Coding region: 1-1212 (403 amino acids)
Source: RefSeq, a predicted model, not a curated record